Messenger RNA from Galeopterus variegatus (Sunda flying lemur), 1500 nucleotides. RefSeq names its product protocadherin beta-4-like. NCBI's taxonomy places the organism in Eukaryota, Metazoa, Chordata, Mammalia, Dermoptera, Cynocephalidae. Gene Ontology annotation, molecular function: calcium ion binding. Gene Ontology annotation, cellular component: plasma membrane. The transcript has a single exon. The record is from RefSeq and is a predicted model, not a curated record. Bases 21 to 1325 code for a protein of 434 amino acids. Gene Ontology annotation, biological process: homophilic cell-cell adhesion.
ACAACGCCCCUGAACUGACCAUGUCGACUCUCACCAGCUCCACCCCAGAAAAUUCCCCUGAGACCACGGUAGCUCUUUUCAGUAUUCAAGACCGAGAUUCCGGGGAAAAUGGAAGAAUGGUUUGUUCCAUUCAGGAUGAUAUUCCGUUUGCGCUGAAACCUUCCGUUGAGAAUUACUACAGGCUGGUAACAGAAGGAGCACUGGACAGAGAGACGACAGCCGAGUACAACAUCACCAUCACCGUCACCGACUUGGGGACGCCCAGGCUCAAAACCGAGCACAGCAUAACCGUGCAGGUCUCCGACGUCAACGACAACGCCCCCGCCUUCACACAAACCUCCUACACCCUGUUCGUCCGCGAGAACAACAGCCCCGCCCUGCACAUCGGCAGCGUCAGCGCCACAGACAGAGACUCGGGCGCCAACGCCCAGGUCACCUACUCGCUGCUGCCCACCCAUGACCCGCAGCUGGCCCUCGCCUCCCUGGUGUCCAUCAACGCGGACAGCGGACACCUGUUCGCCCUGCGCUCGCUGGACUACGAGGCCCUGCGGGCGUUCGAGUUCCGCGUGGGCGCGGCAGACAGAGGCUCCCCCGCGCUGAGCAGCGACGCGCUGGUGCGCGUGGUGCUGCUGGACGACAACGACAACGCGCCCUUCGUGCUGUACCCGCUGCAGAACGGCUCUGCGCCCUGCACCGAGCUGCUGCCCAGGCAGGCCGAGGCGGGCUACCUGGUGACCAAGGUGGUGGCGGUGGACGGCGACUCGGGCCAGAACGCCUGGCUGUCGUACCAGCUGCUCAAGGCCACGGAGCCCGGGCUGUUCGGCGUGUGGGCGCACAACGGCGAGGUGCGCACGGCCCGGCUGCUGAGCGAGCGCGACGCGGCCAGGCACAGACUGCUGGUGCUGGUCAAGGACAAUGGCGAGCCGCCGCUGUCGGCCACCGUCACGCUGCACGUGCUGCUGGUGGACGGCUUCUCGCAGCCCUACCUGCCGCUGCCGGAAGCGGCGCCGGAGCAGGCGCAGGCCGACUCGCUCACCGUCUACUUGGUCAUCGCGUUGGCCUCGGUCACCUCGCUCUUCCUGUCCUCGGUGCUCCUGUUGGUCGCGGUGCGGCUGUGCAGGAGGCGCGGGGCGGCGUCGGAGGGCCGCUGCUCGGUGCCUGGGGGCCGCUUUCCGGGCCACCUGAUGGACGUCAGCGGUACGGGGACCCUGUCCCAGAGCUACCAGUAUGAGGUGUGUCUGAUGGGAGAGUCAGGGACAAAUGAGUUCAAGUUCCUGAAGCCAAUUAUCCCCAAUGGUCUGAUUCAAAAUACGAAGCAGAACUAGAUCAAAAUUUCCAUUCCAUUAAUUGCUUGUGUUUCAUUAACAGAAGAAUGAAAAAUUAGAUUUUAGCUAUGAAAAUUUUUUUUAAAUCAAGAAUCUUCAAUUAAUAUAACAUUUUGUUUAUGUAUUGAUUUUACUUUAUAUGUUGUUAGUUUGUUAAUCCGUGCAUAUUUUUUUU